Arabis nemorensis is the source of this 750-nucleotide messenger RNA. NCBI's taxonomy places the organism in Eukaryota, Viridiplantae, Streptophyta, Magnoliopsida, Brassicales, Brassicaceae. The record is from the annotation of a GenBank genome assembly.
AUGGCGGCUACCAAUGUCAUGCGGCGGGUUGAGAGCCUUCUUAUUUCGUCCCCUCUUGAUCCCCGCAGAGGAGAUAGUUCCGUGUCUCGUGGUCUCUCCCUUGAGAAGAAAAUUGAGGCCUUUGAGAUCCUCACGGGACAAGUUAGUAACCGGCGAUCUCGGAGGUGGUUAAAUGAUCGUAUUCUGAUGGAACUUGUUCCUCGUUUAGAUGCUGAAGAAAUCAGAGGCUUGUUUGCCCCACCACCAUGGGGUGAUGAGGCGCCACCUUCAGCCUUUUCUUUGACUAAUGUUGGAGAAUGGGACAAAUUUAGAAACAUAGACAUGGACAAGGAGGCCCAUAUCAUGGACUCCUUGAAUCACUCUUCCGUAAGGCAGAAUGGUCGUGUGGAUGCUGAUAAAACUGCUGUCUUAAAUGCUUGGCGAAGAAUAGAUUGUAGAACAAGAGAGGCUCUUUGGCGUAGCUUUUUACCAGAUCUAAUCGAGGGAUAUGAGAACUGUAUAAGUCAUUUCAUUGAGGAAGGUGGUGAAGGAGAUGUUCUUGAGCUCAAGGUUCAAGACCCAUUCCAGAGAUUGCUUUUGCACGGUGUUUGUGAGUACCACAAUUUGGUGUCUACAACUGCAACAGAACAAAUAGGAAAGAAAGCAACGAAGACAACGAGUAUCAAAUGGAAGAACAGUGGUGACUCGGGGGAGAAACCGAGCAUCAGCCUCGCGCAUUUCCUUAGGAUGACAAAGGAAGGGGCUUGGUAA